Molecule: messenger RNA, 1649 nt
Organism: Aspergillus ibericus CBS 121593
Lineage: Eukaryota; Fungi; Ascomycota; Eurotiomycetes; Eurotiales; Aspergillaceae
Exons: 5
Coding region: 165-1562 (465 amino acids)
Source: RefSeq, a predicted model, not a curated record
AGCGGGCCCCUCACCACAGGGGACAGGCGCUCCCGUAGGGCAUAAAAGGUGGGCAAUAUACACUUCUCAUCUCCAACCCUCUCAGUGCCCCACAAAGUCACAAAUCUCCCGGUAUCAAAUUGGCAGACUAGAGUUCCCUCGUAUCGGGAGUUGCAAGCAUCGACAUGUCUAUUCUCGACUCCGUGCCCGACUUGAUCCGUGAGAAAGCCCUCCAGGCUGGAAUCAAAGAUACCGUGGCACCCAAAAAGUCCAACUUCUGCUCCUAUUCGGACGACAUCAAGAAUGCGUUUAAGGACGGCGACUACAACUACCUGAGCAAGAACCGAGACACGGUGGCUACUGACUUGAAUCCCGUCUACGGAAAUUUCCAGCAGAACGGAGAUCAGGCCUUUUUCACAGUGACGAAUCCAUCCAACAAUACCGACUAUCAGCUUUCCAUUGCAGGGCCCACGACUGCCCCGUAUGCCUACAUGUGGGUUUAUACCGACCCCAGUCGCAUUGAUGCCGCCCGUCGCGGUCAGAAUGAUGCUGGCCCCGGAGACCAUACCUUGCAGCCGGUCGUGCAGUAUGGGACGUUGUCCAUGAAUGGCAGUACCCUGGGGAUUCAGAAUUCCAUCCUGGAGGAAAAGUGGUUUGAGUUGGGUGCAGCGGUCAUUAGCCUUGCCUUCGGCAAGGUUAUUGGAAAGGCCAUCUUCAACCGCAUCGAGCAAGGUGCUUCAGCGGCGUUCGCGGACAUUAUCAGCGCGGCAGUCGACGCCACAGGCCUGGAGCUUGCCGAAGCCGGAGUGAUUUCAACCGCCCUGUGGGAUGGGAUCGCAAGCCUGGCUGUCACUAUGUCGAUUGAGCUCGCCGCGGGGGUGGCGAUCUACUUCUUAAUCCUCUUCAUUGCCAAUAUCGUCUAUCGAGAGUAUAAGAUUGUGUUCAACAUCCGCAACUGGGACCCCGACAAUGACUAUAUCAUUGACACCUCCCCAGCCGGAUACAAUGAGCAAUUGGACGGCAACCAAGAUUGGGAGGAGACAAUCAUCCCCCGGCCAUCACACACUGUCACCAUGCCCGAUGGCAUCACGGUGAUAUCUAAGGAAUCGAUCUGCAUGUACUCAAGCUACAUCUACGUCAACUCCGUCAAGGUGUUCGCCGGUGUCGGGGUGGCGGUGGUGGUGAAAAACGCGGCCGACAAGUCGAAAGGCUUUGGGGCCAAAUACCUCUGCCCGUACCUUGCGGGCAAUUCUCUCGGGCUCACCGGGGGCGUGGUCGGUUCCCCCCUGGACUACUACAACGACGAUUCCACCUGGGCGCCCGGGGGAAGCUACAAGGCUGAAUCGUCGACUCCGGACGGAAUUCCCCUCUCGUGCACCACGGAUUCUUUGUCCGGCGCCCAAGACGAGGUCUACACCUUCGACGUCAACAUCGGCCUGGAGCCCUCCUCCAAAUUCAAGGAGCCACGGCCAGAGCCCCCGAAGUCACGCCCGCUGCUGCCUCAGCCCGAGGUGCCGACCCGGCCGAGCGUGGGGGACGCGAUUCGACUUCCCAACGGCGACAGUGUCAAAGUGCUCCGGUAAAAGUCGGGUUACCAUCGAGAAAGAACCGACCGCGUGAGGCCCGCUGAACCGGACGACUUAUUCCAAAAAAGCAGCGUGCGACUGGCU